Molecule: messenger RNA, 665 nt
Organism: Mesocricetus auratus (golden hamster)
Lineage: Eukaryota; Metazoa; Chordata; Mammalia; Rodentia; Cricetidae
Product: histone H2B type 1-C/E/F/G/I
Exons: 1
Coding region: 49-429 (126 amino acids)
Cellular component (GO): nucleosome
Molecular function (GO): protein heterodimerization activity; structural constituent of chromatin; DNA binding
Source: RefSeq, a predicted model, not a curated record
UUUCAAAACCUUUUUCUCUUUCAGCGCUGACUUUUGUGUCUGUUUACCAUGCCUGAGCCCGCGAAGUCGGCGCCCGCCCCGAAGAAGGGCUCCAAGAAGGCCGUGACCAAGGCGCAGAAGAAGGACGGCAAGAAGCGCAAGCGCAGCCGCAAGGAGAGCUACUCCGUGUACGUGUACAAGGUGCUGAAGCAGGUACACCCCGACACCGGCAUCUCCUCCAAGGCCAUGGGCAUCAUGAACUCGUUCGUCAACGACAUCUUCGAGCGCAUCGCGGGCGAGGCCUCUCGCCUGGCGCAUUACAACAAGCGCUCGACCAUCACGUCCCGGGAGAUCCAGACGGCCGUGCGCCUGCUGCUGCCCGGGGAGCUGGCCAAGCACGCCGUGUCCGAGGGCACCAAGGCCGUCACCAAGUACACCAGCUCCAAGUGAGCGCGCGAUCUCUUGCUUAUACCACCCAAAGGCUCUUUUCAGAGCCACCAUGUUGUCAUUUAAGAGUUGUUGUAAUGCUAUAUUUUAAACAGCAUAAUAGCACAGGCUUUUUCAUGCCUGUCUUGUAGUUGUAAUGGGAUAGAUAGCAGUCCGUCACCAUUUCUGUGUUGGAUCCACUUAGGGGUGGGGUGUAUUUGGAGCUGUAAAAACGAAGUACUAAAGGCCUUUUAAACAUG